CCGGCCGUCAGUCGCCGCCCCUCCCUCCCACUCUCCCUCCCUCACCCACUCACUCACUCACUCAUUGACUGCUCCGACCGACCGACCGACCUGCAGCCGUCGCUGGCCCGCUGUACCGAGGCGCUGACACACUGAUCCAUCCGGCGACAUGACGGGGGGUGGUUCUGUACCAAUAAAGUUAACGGCAAACAUGUCAAAAGGUGGGAUAGCCCAGUUUGAGUGCCAGCAGCUGGAAAGUGCUAUGGAGAAGGAGCUUGCCCAAUUGUUGGCAACUGCAUCAAAGACCGAGCAUAAUCAAGUGAAGAAGGAUUUUGAGGGAUUCCAGAAGUUGUUUCGCAGUUUACUGCAGCGGAAAGGUCCUUCAGUGGAAUGGGAUAAGAUUCAGAAGGCCCCGGAAGAUUCUAUUCAGCCAUAUGAUAAGAUUGAGGGCCGAGGAUUGCCGAAUGAUAUAUCUUCGUUGUUAAGUAAACUGGUGGUGGUGAAGCUGAAUGGAGGGCUUGGCACCAGCAUGGGUUGCAAAGGCCCCAAAAGCCUGAUUAGUGUACGCAAUGAGAAUACGUUCCUGGAUCUCACGGUCUUACAGAUAGAGCAUUUGAACAGAACUUACGAUGCAGAUGUCCCCCUUGUCUUGAUGAACUCGUUCAACACCGAUGAGGAUACAAAGAAGAUAUUACAGAAGUACAAUCACUAUGCUGUGAAAAUUCAUACCUUCAACCAAAGCAGGUACCCACGUAUUAAUAGAGAGUCCAUGCUUCCUGUAGCUACAGAUAAUUCCAGCACUGGCUUCAAUGCAGAAGCCUGGUAUCCACCGGGUCAUGGAGAUAUUUAUGCCAGCUUCUAUAACUCUGGUCUAUUAGACAUCUUUCUGGAACAGGGCAAAGAAUAUAUGUUUGUAUCUAAUAUUGACAAUCUUGGAGCAACAGUUGACCUGAACAUUCUCCAUCAUCUUUUAAAUCCACCAUCGGGAAGGCAGUGUGAAUUUGUGAUGGAAGUAACUGAUAAGACCAGAGCAGAUGUUAAGGGUGGGACCCUUAUUCAGUAUGAUGGAAAGCUGAGGCUGCAUCUCAAGAAAUCAACACCAAUAACCUAUAUAAAAAAGCACAUUUGUUUUUCCCUACAGACGUUGGAUGAUGGCCUAAAUGUGAUUCAGCUAGAGACGGCUGUAGGUGCUGCCAUUAAGUGCUUUGAAAAUGCGUUGGGUGUGAAUGUGCCACGUAGCCGCUUCUUGCCCGUCAAGACCACGUCUGAUCUCAUGCUGGUGAUGUCCAACCUUUACAGUCUUGAUGCUGGAUCUUUGACCAUGAGCGUCAAGAGAGAGUUCCGAACUGUGCCGCUGGUUAAGCUGGGCAGUUCUUUUACCAAGGUACAAGAUUACUUGACCAGGCUGGAGAGUAUCCCAGAUAUCAUUGAAUUAGAUCACCUCACUGUUUCCGGAGAUGUUACCUUUGGGAAGCAUGUUGUUUUGAAGGGGACGGUGAUAAUAAUCGCAAAUCAUGGCGACAGGAUUGACAUCCCACCAGGUGCCAUUUUGGAAAAUAAGAUUGUUUCAGGCAAUCUGAGAAUCCUGGAUCACUAGGAAGAUGAUCCUGAAUGGCAGAUAUCAACUGUGGAACUUAUUUCAUCAUGUGUUUAGUCACAGUAAUGCCAGAGUUGUGUGCAUUAAUCUGAUGAGAGUGUGAACAUGUCCUGCAUGGCAGCUCCUUUCAAAAUUGCAUACUGUUAUAAACUCCCUGUUUCUGAAUUGGGUUUUAAAUGCGUAACUGGAAGCUUGGUACUAUUUAUAUAUAGAUAUUAAAAUGUCACCUUUUCCUCUAAAACCAUCACUUGGAACAAAAAUGACAAAUUAUAAUAAAAAUCCACUAACUGUA
Molecule: messenger RNA, 1868 nt
Organism: Leucoraja erinaceus (little skate)
Lineage: Eukaryota; Metazoa; Chordata; Chondrichthyes; Rajiformes; Rajidae
Gene: ugp2b
Product: UDP-glucose pyrophosphorylase 2b
Exons: 10
Coding region: 149-1576 (475 amino acids)
Biological process (GO): UDP-alpha-D-glucose metabolic process; glycogen metabolic process
Cellular component (GO): cytoplasm
Molecular function (GO): UTP:glucose-1-phosphate uridylyltransferase activity
Source: RefSeq, a predicted model, not a curated record